UGGACACAGUCACUCGAGAUGCCAUGAUGAAAACCCAUGAGAGUAACACAGUGGUUCCUCUCUUUGUGACCAAAAUAAUAUGACUGGAUUAAUUACCAUCCACAGGCAACUAUAAUCUAACGCUCUUAUAAACUUUCUUAUUGGUAUUUUAUUUUCAGUAUUUAUUCAUUGAAAUCAAAAGCUCCUCUUUAUUGAAUACCCAUCAUCUUUUUCAGGCUUUCCUGCCAUUGUUGAGAAGGGCGGCAGCUGAAGGCAGUGACAUGGGAAUCCAGGGAGCCGCAGUGAUCAAUGUGUCGUCCAUCCUGGGAUCUGUGCAGCUCAACUGGGGCGAGGGGGCGAGCUGCAAGAGGUACGCAUACAGGGCAUCUAAGGAGUGCCUUGAAUAUGGUUACGAGGUGUUUGGCUACUGAUCUGGAAACUGAGAAGAUUUUGUGCAUCGCGCUUCACCCUGGUUGGGUGCGCACUGAUAUGGGCGGACCAACGGCUCCUUUGAGCCCAGAGGAGAGCAUAUCAUCAGUGUUGUCUGUCAUUUCUGGAUUAACGGAGAAACAUCAUGGUUGGAUAUGUGGACUACACUGGAAAAAGCUUACCCUGGUGAUCUCCAUAUUGUCCGAGUGCCAGAUGACCGCUGAGAAGCUAAGACCGGAAGAACAGCCUGCAGUAUAAAUUAUUCAUGUUUC
Sinocyclocheilus rhinocerous is the source of this 680-nucleotide messenger RNA. Its product is annotated as C-factor-like. Gene Ontology annotation, molecular function: oxidoreductase activity. The record is from RefSeq and is a predicted model, not a curated record. The transcript has 3 exons. Gene Ontology annotation, cellular component: cytoplasm. The coding region runs from base 289 to 666 and encodes 125 amino acids. NCBI's taxonomy places the organism in Eukaryota, Metazoa, Chordata, Actinopteri, Cypriniformes, Cyprinidae.